CCACUGUGUAUCUCAUCCCUUCUCUUCUCUCUGCUCUCUGGUACUAAGUCACAUUUUGUAAUCCUUAUUGUAAGCAGACAAUUUCACUCCAUUCUUGAAGACAGCCAUUUUACUGGAGGAGAAAAGAAAUCUCAUUAAUUUAGACAGUCUUUGGCUCAGGUUUUAAGCUUGAACUGCUGCCUGUGACUUGAAGGUCUUGCUCCUCUAUCCAGAACCAGCAAUGGGCAACUCCAAGAGCAGUGCAAUGUCCAAGGAGAUCCUAAAAGACCUGAAACUAACAACGAAUUUUUCAGAGAACGAGCUCAGCCAGUGGUACGAGAACUUCCAGAAGCAAUGCCCAUCUGGACGCAUCGCACCGAAUGAAUUUAUGCAGAUCUACAAUCGUUUCUUUCCUGACAGCGACGCCACUACAUACGCCAAACACGUCUUUCGAUCAUUUGACACAAAUGACGAUGGGACAUUAGACUUCAAGGAAUACAUAAUUGCUCUGCAUAUGACAUCAGGUGGAAAAACAGAGAGGAAGCUGGAGUGGGCUUUCUCACUGUUUGAUGUUGACAAGAAUGGCUACAUCACCAAGGCAGAAGUAACAGAAAUUUGCAAUGCUAUUUUUAAGAUGAUUCCCAAGGAAGACCAAGAGAAGCUUCCAGCAGAUGAAAACACACCAGAGAAGAGAGCAGAGAAACUGUGGUCUUACUUUAAAAAGAAAGACAAUGAGCGGUUGGCUGAAGGGGAGUUUAUUCAGGGAGUGAUGGAUAAUGAUAAUGCCCUCCAUCUAAUCCAGUACAACCCCCUCAAAUAAAAAAAACAUAAAGGUGGACCCAUUCUGGGGCUUCAAGUUACUUUGUAAAUAAAAUGAUUUGCGAUUUCCUCAGUUUUUGCAGUUGAGCUGAAAGUCUUUGAGUUGUGUAAUACACAUUAGUACUAUUAAGAGGCAGGUGGAAUUGAUCAUUUAUUGUGUUAGCUUCAUAUCGGUGUGUUGGUCUGUAGAUACUGUCUGUUGUAUAUUGACCACCAGUGCCACCAGGAGGAGGCGUAGUAGAUAUUUAAAUCUCUGUCUCUGUCUCUUUGUUUCUGAUGGAAUAAAAUUUUGAAAAAAGUGUGAAGUAA
Messenger RNA from Silurus meridionalis, 1107 nucleotides. It is a transcript of the gene rcvrn2, whose product is annotated as recoverin 2. Gene Ontology annotation, molecular function: calcium ion binding. The record is from RefSeq and is a predicted model, not a curated record. Lineage: Eukaryota; Metazoa; Chordata; Actinopteri; Siluriformes; Siluridae. Bases 221 to 799 code for a protein of 192 amino acids. The transcript has 3 exons.